Rhineura floridana is the source of this 2601-nucleotide messenger RNA. Its product is annotated as vomeronasal type-2 receptor 26-like. Gene Ontology annotation, cellular component: membrane. Gene Ontology annotation, molecular function: G protein-coupled receptor activity. The transcript is spliced from 6 exons. Gene Ontology annotation, biological process: G protein-coupled receptor signaling pathway. The record is from RefSeq and is a predicted model, not a curated record. The coding region runs from base 1 to 2601 and encodes 866 amino acids. Lineage: Eukaryota; Metazoa; Chordata; Lepidosauria; Squamata; Rhineuridae.
AUGGCCUGCAAAGUACCAGAUCGUAACUGCAAUGGAAAUGAUCCAGUGCACAUACCACAUGAAUGGUAUCAGCCAAGCAAAAUCCUCACUGGAGGAAUAUUCACCCAUAUCUUCAUUCUUUUACCUGAACUUUCUUUUCAGAUGGACCCUGCAGAGGAAGAGAUUAGUGGCCAAAUGAUGAUCCCAAGGUUCUACCAACACAUCCUAGCCUUAGCAUUUGCCAUCCAUGAGAUCAAUGGGAUUCCCAACAUACUGCCCAAUGCCACUCUUGGAUUCCGCAUUUAUGAUAGCUACCACAAUGUAAGGAUGACGUACCGCACCACACUGGACCUGCUGUUCAAAUUACAUCAAUUUCUCCCAGGUUACAAAUGUGGCAUCCAGACACAGCUAAUGGGAGUCAUUGGUGGACUUAGGUCUGAUACCUGUUCACAGAUGGCAGAUAUUUUAAGCCUUUACAAGAUUCCACAGUUUUCAUAUGGCUCAUUUCAACCAGCAGCAAAAGAUGAAACUGGGUUCCCUUCCUUUUAUCACAUGGUCCCCAAUGAAGCCAUUCAGUACCAGGGAAUUGUUGACUUACUUGUGCAUUUCAAAUGGAAAUGGGUUGGUCUGAUGACAUUUGAUGAUGAUGGUGGAGAACAUUUCUUGCAGACCAUUGAGGCAAUGCUUUCCAAGUCUGGAAUUUGUUCAGCCUUCACAAAUAAAGUUCCAGUCACUGUGCGUAUAUUUGAAAUGAGUGAUAUGAACAAAUACAUUAUGAACAGUAUUCCAGUUUUCAAAGACAGCAAAGCCAAUGCAGUUGUCAUAUAUGGAGAAAAUGCCAACAUUGGAUGGUUGGCUGCCAUUCUCUUAGGAAUAAAUGAGUCUCUUGCAACUGAUCUUCAAUACAAUGAGAAGACAUCUUUUGGAAGGGUAUGGAUUACUACAGCCCAGAUUGAUUUUGCACUCUUUAUAUUACAAAGGAGUUGGGAUAUCAAAAUGUUCCAUGGUGCUAUUUCCUUCACAAUUCCUUCAAAUGAGAUUCCAGGUUUCCAACCAUUUCUUCAGAGUUUAAGCCCUACUCAAGCGAAAGGAAAUGGUUUUAUCAAAGACUUCUGGGAGCAAGCAUUUGACUGUCUUGUUUCAGACUCCAAUGUUCCCACAGAUGAUGCAUGUACUGGUGAGGAGAGGCUGCAAAACAUACCUAGACAGUUUUUUCAAUUGAAGAUGACUGGCCACAGCUACAGUAUCUAUAAUGCUGUUUAUGCAGUGGCACAUGCUUUACAUGUCAUGUACAGGACUAGCUCCAAGUUCAGAAAAAUGGAGAACAGAGACAAGCCAAAUUCUUGGCAAGUGGAACCUUGGCAGCUCCAUUCUUUGCUUAGGAAUAGCCCAUUCAACAACAGUGUUGGAGAUGAAGUUAUGCUUAAUGAACAUGGAGAAUUAGUAGGUGGAUUUGAUAUUACAAACAUGGUCACUUUCCCGAAUAACUCCUAUGCCCGAGUCAAAGUGGGAAGGCUGGAUCCUCAGGCUCCUCCAGACAAAAUGAUAACCCUUAAUAAGGAGAGACUUGAGUGGCACAGAGGCUUGUCUCAGGCGCCUCCAUUAUCCUUGUGCAAUGAGCAAUGCUAUCCUGGGUACAGCAGGAAAAAGAAGGAGGGGAAGAAAUUUUGUUGCUAUGAUUGUUCUCCGUGUCCAGAAGAGAUGAUCUCGAACCAGAAGGAUUUGGAUUACUGUACCAGAUGCCCAGAAGAUCACUUCCCAAAUCACCGCAAAGAUGAGUGCAUUCCCAAGAUCCAAAGCUUUCUAUCUUUUGAAGAGCCAUUAGGUGUUACUUUAGCUACUUUGUCUCUUCUCUUUUCUCUGAUCACAGCUCUGGUGCUUACAGUCUUCAUUAAGCAAAAGGAAACUCCCAUUGUCAAAGCCAACAACCGAAGUCUCACCUACCUUCUCCUAACUUCUCUCCUCCUCUCCUUCCUCUGUUCUUUGCUAUUCAUCGGACAACCCAAUAAGGUCACCUGCCUCCUCAGACAAACAGCUUUUGGCAUCAUCUUCUCCGUUGCUGUUUCUUCCAUUUUGGCUAAAACCAUUACAGUGGUUGUGGCUUUCAUGGCCUCUAAGCCAGGAAACAUUUUCCGGAAAUGGGUGGGGAAGAGAUUGGCACAUUCUAUUGUCUUGUGCAGCUCUCUUGUUCAAGUUGGAAUUUGUGCAGUUUGGUUGGCUUCUUUCCCCCCAUUCCCAGAUUUGGACAUGCAUUCAGUGUCUGGAGAAAUCAUAGUUGAAUGUAAUGAAGGGUCGGUCACCAUGUUCUAUUGUGUCUUGGGUUACAUGGGCUUUCAGGCUACUGUCAGCUUCACUGUGGCUUUCCUAGCCAGGAAGUUGCCAGACAGUUCUAAUGAAGCCAAAUUCAUAACUUUCAGUAUGUUGGUCUUCUGUAGUGUUUGGGUCUCCUUUGUUCCUUCCUACCUCAGCACCAAGGGGAAAUACAUGGUGGCUGUGGAGAUCUUCUGCAUCUUGUCAUCCGGUGCAGGGUUACUGGUUUGCAUCUUUUUUCCUAAAUGCUACAUUAUUGUGCUCAGGCCUGAUUUGAACAAAAAGGAGCAGCUAAUAAGGAGAAAACAUUAA